Molecule: messenger RNA, 1254 nt
Organism: Cucumis sativus (cucumber)
Lineage: Eukaryota; Viridiplantae; Streptophyta; Magnoliopsida; Cucurbitales; Cucurbitaceae
Product: BRISC and BRCA1-A complex member 1
Exons: 3
Coding region: 206-979 (257 amino acids)
Biological process (GO): positive regulation of DNA repair
Cellular component (GO): BRCA1-A complex; BRISC complex
Source: RefSeq, a predicted model, not a curated record
UUGAUAUGACUGCUGAAUAGAAUGGUGUUGUGGAAUCGUAUCCAGCUCAAAACCGUCUACUUAUAAAUAUGGUCUUCUUCUACAUGCCCUCGAAAUAGAAAAGGAAACAGUAAAUCCCCAAUUUAAGUUCUGAAACAAUUAGCUCCACAAGGCACCAAACGCUGAUCUUUGUAUUCCAAUUUUCAAAAAUCGACGCUGAAUAACCAUGGAAGCAAUCGAAGUUGAGAGAGGAGGAAGUGGAUACUCGCUGAAAUCAUCGAGAUUAAACAACGAAGACAUUCUCUUCUGCAUAGAUGUGAACCCUGAAUCUUCCGUUGAGAUCAAAACCACCGGCUCUAAUGGACGACCCAUCACCAGAAUGGACUCCAUUAAGCAAGCAAUUCUUCUAUUUGUCCACGCCAAACUCUCCAUGAAUCCUGACCAUCGAUUUGCUUUCACCACCAUCGCCAAAUCUGCCAUUUGGCUAAAAAAGGAGUUUAGCAGUGAUAUUGCAUCUGCAGAGGCUGCAGUCAGGGGACUUGGUGCUACUUCCCCUUGCAAUCAUGCCGAUCUUACCAGUCUUUUCCGAUUAGCUGCUCACGAAUCAAGAAAAUCAACCGCCCAAAAUCGAAUUCUACGACUGAUUCUUAUUUAUUGCAGAUCAUCGACACAGCCCCAACAUCAGUGGCCUGCGAACCAAAAACUCUUCACUUUUGAUGUUAUAUACCUCCAUGAGAAGCCUGGACCUGACAACUGCCCACAAGAGGUGUAUGAUGCUUUAGUUGAUGCCCUUGAUCAUGUUAGCCAGUAUGAAGGCUAUAUUUUCGAGAGUGGCCAGGGAGUUGCACGUGUUCUUUACCGUUGUAUGUGUCUGUUGUUAUCACACCCCCAGCAACGAAUAUCGCUAGAUGAUCUCGAUAUACCAAAGCCUCUUACAAAGAAAUUGCCUCCCGCUGAUACCGCCCCUCCAAACGAAGUUGUCCCUGUUACAAGCCAGUGAAACGACAAUGGAAACAUGGAUGUUGUUGUAGCUUAAUGGUACCUCACUUGUUCAUCUGUAGACUGAUUUUUUUUUUAAUCUUUUUCUGGCGACAGAUUAAGUUUUCUUUUAAUGUACAUAACAUCAAGUCUACUACGAGAGAGACAACGGUCUUAUGGUAUGAUAUGAAUCUUUGUCAUGUUCAGAUUAUGUGCUCCAAAUGUCAUAUUUUGAUGGAUCAUAUUACUUCCUGUUGGUGCCAUUUGGGUAUUAGAAAAGUUGACUUUCAUUGCUGA